AUGAUUAUCAAGGUCCGGCUAUUCAUUGCCACUGGCAAGGUUCUUGAGGACAAGUCUCCUAGCUGUGGGGAAAAUACCCGAUCAGAAAUUUCCAACGCUCGCAACAAACUUCCUUGUUUUUAUGUCGUCAGACGUGCUUUCCGUUCAAUACACAGAUAUCUUUUAGUUAAGUUUACCACUUGGAAAACGUACUGCUGCCAACAAAGAGGCAAGACCGAUAGAGAUUGCGUUCCAAACAAAAUACCCGACGAUGAUCCUGUUCAUCGCUUCUCCAAUAUAAGAUGUGUGAACUUGACCAGACCUGAAAGUUAUCAAUCUGUCGGCUGCAUCAGAAAUGACAUAGUUCCUGAAAGGAUUCUGUCCACAACACCGGCAUUCGAUCUAUCGGUAUUAUAUGGCACUACAUUACAAUCAAUAUUGGAAAAAGGCCGUCUUUUCAAAGGUGGGCUGCGAAAAUAUAAAGUAGAAAAGCGAAGAAUAUGGCCACCUAGUGUAAAAACAGGAAGUGGUGUAUGUUUCUUGAACCAAAAACCGCAAGAAACCCGAUGUCAUAGUACAGGUCAUAAAAAUCUAUUAAAAGAUGGAGUAUUAUCACCCACGCCUGGAUUCACUCAAAUAUCACUGGAGUUCCCACUUGUUCUUCGUUGGUUCCAUACAACGCACGAAGGAAAUAUGAAAAAAGGACGAAAAUUGUACAGUAAUGAAGAGAAUAUAGUGCAAUGUAGCGCUGUUGAAAAUAUAGAAAAUGUAACGCUACAAGAAAAUCAAUUUCACAGCCAACAACUUCAUAUUUAUGAACAGCGUAAUGAAUGCAUUACUCCCGAAGUUAUUCUACACAGAAACACAGGAAUUCCUGGCGAUGAUCCUACCGAAGAUAACCAUAACAAUCAUGUAAAUGAAAUUGAGAUUGAUAGAGAAGAUCGAAUUGGUGAAAAUACUAUGGAUUUUAUUGAUGAUGGUACUAUUCCAGUUUAUACAAAUUAUCGUAAACACAGUACAAGUAAUAUUAAUUUUUAUAAAGAAUUUACGAGGAAUUCAUUCGGUCAUUCUUGUAUUAUUUGCGACAGACUAUGGUGGAAAGGAGACUUGAAAAAGUCGACCAGUAAACAUGAAAGUAUUUUGAAAACAAUACUGCAGAAUUACAUACCUGGUAAAAUUGUUCAAGUCUGCUCUACGUGUUAUACAUAUUUGGAAAAAGAAAAAAUUCCUCUCAUGUCAACCUACCAUGGUUUUGCAUAUCCGAAAAUUCCAUCACAUUUACCAACGUUAAACCUUAUCGAGCAACGGUUGAUUUCCCCGAGAAUACCGUUCAUGCAGAUUCGUAAACUGAGACACGUUAAUGGUCAGUACGGUAUUUAUGGCCAGAUAAUUAAUGUACCUGUUGAAGUUAAUAAAAUGGUGAAACAAUUGCCAAGAAACAUUGAAGAUGACCAUUGCUUUUAUGUGCAUUUGAAAAAAGAAGUUGAUUCACAAAACUAG
Messenger RNA from Parnassius apollo (apollo), 1479 nucleotides. NCBI's taxonomy places the organism in Eukaryota, Metazoa, Arthropoda, Insecta, Lepidoptera, Papilionidae. The record is from the annotation of a GenBank genome assembly.